Molecule: messenger RNA, 1800 nt
Organism: Mucor velutinosus
Lineage: Eukaryota; Fungi; Mucoromycota; Mucoromycetes; Mucorales; Mucoraceae
Exons: 8
Coding region: 1-1800 (599 amino acids)
Biological process (GO): carbohydrate metabolic process; purine ribonucleoside salvage
Cellular component (GO): nucleus
Molecular function (GO): phosphopentomutase activity; magnesium ion binding
Source: RefSeq, a predicted model, not a curated record
AUGACAGAAUCUAUUGACGCACUUGUAGAGAAAUGGCUCGCUGUGGACAAGAACGAAGAGACACGCAAUGAAAUCAUCGCGCUUCACAAGGCUAACAACGUCCAAGAACUGGAGAAGCGACUUUCUACUCGUAUUGAAUUUGGCACUGCCGGCUUGCGAGCGAGAAUGGAAGCAGGUUUUUCUAGAAUGAAUGACUUGACCGUGCUUCAAGCAUCACAAGGUCUGGCCAUCUACAUUGAAAAGACAGUGAAAGACGCCAAGAAGAGAGGUGUUGUUGUUGGCCAUGAUCAUCGCCAUCAUUCAAAGGAAUUUGCUCAAUUGACUGCUGCUGCUUUUAUUCAACGUGGAUUCAAGGUUUGGUUUUACAAGGAAUUGGUUCACACUCCUUUGGUGCCUUAUACUAUCAAAAAAUUGCAUGCUGCAGGUGGCGUCAUGAUUACUGCUUCUCACAAUCCCAAAGACGACAAUGGCUACAAGGUGUAUUGGGAGAAUGCCUGUCAAAUCAUCCCUCCUCAUGACGAAGGAAUCGCUGCUACCAUCUUGGAAAACUUGGAGCCUUGGGGCUGGAAUUAUGAUUUGGUAUCCACCAGUGAUUUAGUGAAUGAUCCCACCGACCAAGGUGUCAUCGAUUCAUACUUUGAAGAAGUCGAGGCAUUAUGCAAAAACAAGCAGGACAACCAAGACACCCAAGUCAAGUUUGUUUACACUGCAAUGCACGGUGUUGGUACUCCAUUUGCCAAGCGCGCAUUCGCUUGCUUUGGAUUACCUCCUUUUGUGCCUGUGGAAGCCCAAAUCUCACCGGAUCCUGACUUCCCUACUGUUGCCUUUCCCAAUCCCGAAGAAGGUAAAGGCGCUUUGAAUUUAGCCAUCCAAACUGCCGAUCAAGUGAAUGGCAAUAUCAUCCUGGCCAACGAUCCAGAUGCUGAUCGUUUGGCUAUUGCUGAAAAGCAGCCCAAUGGUAAAUGGGUCAUUUUCACAGGAAACCAAAUUGGCUCUAUAUUGGGUGCAGCCUCUUUUGAAAAAGCCAUUGCCUCUGGCCAACGACCUGAGCAUUUAGCCAUGGUUGCUAGUACAGUGUCAUCCAAAUUCCUGGCUCGUAUGGCUGAAGUAGAAGGGUUUAGAUUUGAAGAGUCAUUGACUGGUUUCAAAUGGAUCGGCAACACUGCUAUGCUUCUCGAGAAACAGAGAUUCAAUGUCAUUUUCUCUUACGAAGAGGCUAUUGGAUUCACAAUUGGAGACAUUGUAAAGGACAAGGACGGUGUGAGUGCUUUGGCCUUCUUUUCUGAGUGGGCUGUGCAACUCUAUAAACGUGGAAUCACUGCUUAUGACUAUUUGGAGGAGCUGUACAAAAAGUACGGUUAUUUUGUAAGCGAGAACUCUUACUUUAUCUGUGAUGACAAGAAGAAGAUUGCAAAGAUUUUUGAUCGUAUUCGUUUUGGAGACGAAAGCCAACGUGAAGGCGGCAAGACUGGACACAAGUUGUGCUAUCCAGAAACAAUUGGCGGCCACAAGGUCAUUGGCAUUCGUGAUCUGACAGUUGGAUACGAUUCCACUACUCCUGAUAAUGAGCCAACAUUGCCUGUCUCAGCAUCUUCUGAAAUGAUUACAUUCCGUUUGGAUAACCACACAGUGUUUACUAUUCGUACAAGUGGCACUGAGCCCAAGAUCAAAUACUACUCCGAGCUGCGUGGUGCAAGUGAGGAGCAAGCUAGAAUCGAUCUCCAUCAAGUAGUUGAGGCUAUUGGUGACGAACUCAUGGAAUACCAAAAGAACGGACUUGCCAAGAAGAAGGAGGACUAA